CAAAUCACAACACACUUGGUAAAAAACCAACCACUAAUGCCACCGCCGGUCCUUUGACACUGAUUAGAUUACCAGUGGUGCUUCAUACAUCCAUUCACAUCUCACACAACUUACAUACAAAUUGAAGGAAAUAUAAACUCAAAUUGGCGCAAGUUCUAGUGAUUUUCCUUUUCGUUCUGGCAUGCUUUGGUUGAUCAAUUAGGGUUUAGAAGCCAAUUAAGAAAUGGCGAAGCUGAGAUACUCAAGGAUACAAGCAAGGAAAUGGUGGACAUUGUCGAUGGCUUUGAGGAUACUGUUUAUUCUGACGGUGGUUCUGUUGAUGCUUUUGGGCCUGGGGAUCUUCUCUCUUCCUAUAAGCAGCGACGAUGCUCCUCCCAAUGAUCUCACUACUUCGUAUAGACGUCUGGCUGCUGAAAGAGAUGAUAAUGGUUUGGGAAAUAGAGGAGAGCAGUGGACUGAAAUUCUUUCUUGGGAGCCUCGAGCAUUUCUUUAUCACAAUUUCUUGUCAAAAGAAGAAUGCGAGUACCUAAUAGCUCUGGCCAACCCACACAUGACAAAGUCAACUGUGGUAGAUAGCAAGACAGGUCGAAGUAAAGAUAGCAGGGUUCGUACGAGUUCUGGAAUGUUUCUGAGGAGAGGACGAGAUAAAAUUAUUAGGAGCAUUGAAAAGAGGAUAGCCGACUUUUCUUUUAUUCCUGUAGAGCACGGAGAAGGACUUCAAGUUCUUCAUUAUGAAGUUGGGCAGAAGUAUGAGGCUCACUAUGAUUAUUUUCUUGAUGAGUUCAACACUAAGAAUGGGGGCCAACGUACUGCAACUGUUCUAAUGUAUCUGUCAGACGUUGAAGAAGGGGGUGAGACAGUGUUUCCUGCUGCUAAGGGAAACAUCAGCUCUGUGCCAUGGUGGAAUGAGUUGUCUGAAUGUGGCAAACAGGGUCUUUCAGUGAAACCGAAAAGGGGAAGUGCCUUGCUGUUUUGGAGCACAAGUCCUGAUGCUACUCUAGAUCCUUCAAGUUUGCAUGGUAGUUGUCCUGUGAUUAAAGGGAACAAAUGGUCAGCUACAAAGUGGAUGCAUCUUGGGGAAUAUAAGAUCUGAUCCAUUAUUAUUAGAGGAUAGGACAUUUAUCAUGUGGAUCAUUUGUGGUGAAUGGUGUUACAAUUCCGGACAACAAUGUGGGGCGUCCCUGAUUCCCUCAAAGGUAGCAUACCAAAAUUUUACUACUUAGGCCUUGGUGGUUUUCAUUUUAAUUUUUUGUUCCUCAUUUCAUGGGCUCUUUUCAGUCUUCAAAACGGGGCUUUAGGUUGGAAGUUGUUAGAUCUCGGUGGCCCUAAAAGAUAUGUUUUUGUACUUAUAAAUUUAGUUAAGGGAUUAAAAGGGGACGGCCGCAGCAGAAGGCGGUGCAUUGCUCCCAACAGGCAAAUUGUAAACUAACAAAAUAAUUGCUGGAAUACAAGUCAUUCGAUUUUUCUUCA
This is a messenger RNA of Manihot esculenta (cassava), 1470 nucleotides long. Its product is annotated as probable prolyl 4-hydroxylase 3. Lineage: Eukaryota; Viridiplantae; Streptophyta; Magnoliopsida; Malpighiales; Euphorbiaceae. Gene Ontology annotation, cellular component: endoplasmic reticulum. Gene Ontology annotation, molecular function: iron ion binding; L-ascorbic acid binding; procollagen-proline 4-dioxygenase activity. The coding region runs from base 224 to 1093 and encodes 289 amino acids. Gene Ontology annotation, biological process: peptidyl-proline hydroxylation to 4-hydroxy-L-proline. The record is from RefSeq and is a predicted model, not a curated record. The transcript is spliced from 8 exons.